Messenger RNA from Malania oleifera, 1508 nucleotides. RefSeq names its product factor of DNA methylation 1-like. The coding region runs from base 392 to 1366 and encodes 324 amino acids. Lineage: Eukaryota; Viridiplantae; Streptophyta; Magnoliopsida; Santalales; Ximeniaceae. Gene Ontology annotation, biological process: gene silencing by siRNA-directed DNA methylation. The transcript has 6 exons. The record is from RefSeq and is a predicted model, not a curated record.
CUUCUUCUUCUUCUUUUUGAAGAGCAUGGUGAUUUGAUUUAGGCUUGAAACCCUAAAUGCUCCCUUAUAUGUUAAUGGGGAAAAUUUUGAGUAAGUGCUUUAUUAUAAUAAUAAUAAUAAUAAUAAUGGACUCAAAACACCAACUCUGUCCUAGCUGAACCUUGGUUGGUGUUUGUUAUGCUAUUGCUUGUUACUUUAAGGGUGCAGUUAUUUUAGAUGUGUGUGAUUUGAAUUUUUUGGAAAAUGGCAGUUCUUUUUUGGUGAAACCUGUGAUCUUGUGGGCAUUAUGUAGGAAAAUGGAGCUAGAUGUGUCCUGCAGCAGUGCAUGGUGUGUUACCUUUAUCCCCAUAGAGUUAGAAGGGCAUAUGGGCAUUCAUAUCUUCACUGUUAAAUGGAGAGCCAAAUUCUUGAGGAAUUAAAAAGUGCUCGCAAUCUUGUUGUGAGUCUUGCCAAGGAAAUUGAUGUAAAAAACCAAAAGUUGUUGGUCAUGGAGCGCAAGAAUGAAGAAAUAUCUACAUCUCUUCGCAAGAUGACAGAAGAUAAUGCUAAGAUGUAUCAGGCAUACAUUUCAGAAAGGAGGAAGGUGCAGUUAAUUGAGCUGGAGAAUUUGAAGCAGCAACAAAGCUUGAUGAUUCAAAGGAAAGAACUUGAGCAGUACAUUGAGAAAUUGGAGAAGCGAGAGGCCCAACUUGACUUCGAGCAGAAAAAUCAACUCGAGAAGAAAAAGAUGCAGUUGGAGUCUGAAAAUUUCGAAGAGAGCAACUCCAGCUCUAUCAUCCAGAUCAAUGCUUUGAGAAAAGAAUUGGCUGAAAAAGCUGAUGAAUUGCAGUUUGUAGAAACGCUUAGCCAAACUCUUAUCCUCAAGGAGCACAUGAGUAAUCAUGAACUGCAGGAUGCUCGCAAAGAAUUGAUGAGUAGUUUGCAAGAUUUUUGGAAUAGCCAGACCACAAUUGGAAUCAAAAGAAUGGGAGAAAUUAAUCAGCAACCUUUCAAAGAAGCAUGCCUGCAGAAGUUCUCUGGUGGAGAUUGGGAAAUGAAAUCUCUGGAACUGAGUUCAUUAUGGCAAGAGUAUGUGAAAAAUCCAAGCUGGCAUCCUUUCAAGAAAAAAGUUAUGGAUGGAAAACUGCAAGAAGUAAUAGAUGAAGAUGAUGGUAAGUUGAAAGAGCUGAGAGGGCAAUGGGGCGAGGCAGUGCACAAGGCUGUAACCAAAGCAUUGCUGGAGCUGAACGAGUACAAUUCAAGUGGGGGGUAUGUGGUUCCUGAGCUUUGGAAUUUCAAGGAGGGAAGGAAGGCCAGUGUAAAAGAGGUAGUUCAAUGUGUGAUUCAUGAAUUGAAGGCUCUUAAGUCCUCCAAGCGUCGAAGAUGACAGAACCUGAGAAUGUCUUCAGCCUUGCGCUGUGGCUGUUUUCCUACUCCUUUUUUGGGGUUUGUGCAGUAUAUUGUAGCUUAUUUCAAGUUUCCACUGUCCAGAAUGCAAAUCAUUCAUGAUGAAGCAUGGUUUUGGUUUU